This is a messenger RNA of Lodderomyces margitis, 939 nucleotides long. It is a transcript of the gene LSP1, whose product is annotated as lipid-binding protein. The record is from RefSeq and is a predicted model, not a curated record. Gene Ontology annotation, biological process: endocytosis; eisosome assembly; negative regulation of protein kinase activity. Gene Ontology annotation, cellular component: eisosome filament; plasma membrane. NCBI's taxonomy places the organism in Eukaryota, Fungi, Ascomycota, Pichiomycetes, Serinales, Debaryomycetaceae. Gene Ontology annotation, molecular function: lipid binding. The coding region runs from base 1 to 939 and encodes 312 amino acids. The transcript has a single exon.
AUGCACAGAACCUAUUCAUUAAGAUCUAGUAGAGCACCAACUGCUUCUCAAUUGCAAGCACCACCACCACCACCAUCAUCCACCAAAAGUAGAUUCUUUGGUAAAGGAUCCAUCAGUCACUCUUUCCGUAAAUCAGCAGCUGGUGCUCUUGGUCCAGAAUUGGCUAGAAAAUUGGCAAUUUUGGUCAAGAUGGAGAAGAAUUUGAUGAGAUCGACUGAAAUCACUUCAAGAGAAAGAAAGGAUGUUGCUAAGCAAUUGUCUCUCUGGGGUGAAGGUAAUGAUGAUGAUGUCAGUGAUAUCACUGAUAAAUUGGGUGUCUUGAUUUACGAAGUUGGUGAAUUGGAAGACCAAUUUAUUGACAGAUAUGAUCAAUACAGAAUUACUUUGAAAAGUAUUAGAGACAUUGAAGGAUCAGUCGAACCUUCAAGACAAAGAAAACAAAAGAUUACUGACCAAAUUGCUUACUUGAAGUACAAGGAUCCUCAAUCACCUAAAAUUAAUGUAUUGGAACAAGAAUUGGUUAGAGCUGAAGCUGAAUCUUUGGUUGCUGAAGCUCAAUUGAGUAACAUUACUAGAGAAAAGUUGAAAACUGCCUUCAACUACCAAUUUGACUCUAUUAGAGAACACGCUGAAAAAAUUGCUUUAAUUGCUGGUUACGGUAAGGCUCUUUUGGAAUUAUUGGAUGAAAGUCCAGUUACUCCAGGUGAAACUAGACCAGCUUAUGAUGGUUAUGAAGCUUCUAAGCAAAUUAUCAUUGAUGCUGAAAAUGCUUUGGCUUCUUGGACUUUUGACUCUGCUGUUGUUCGUCCAACUUUGUCUUUGGCUGCCCAUGACGACGAAGCUUACCAUGAUGAUGAAUUGGCUGAUGAGACUGAAAACUUGAGAAUUGCUGAACAAGAUUUCGAUCAAGGUCAAGCCGCAGUUGCCGAUCAUGCUUAG